AUGGCAUUCCAACUCUACUACCUCGAAUUCUCUGUGGCGUUUCUGACCACCGGCUUCAUUUUUGGCUUCCUCGGGGACUCGGUUCCCGGCGGGGAGGAGUAUGGCUUCACGGAUUCGUACCUUGAGGAGAUCUCAGGAGGGCGCGAGUUGACUUGCUAUUUCUGGGCAAUACUGGGUGGUGUCAUCUGGAACGUUGCCAACAUCAUCCUAUGCAAGGGCAUCAGCCUACUGGGCAACGCUAUCGGCUUCCCACUCUGCGUAGGCCUUGGCAUGGUCACAGGUGUUCUCUCAGCAUACAUCCAAGAGCCAAAAAGCGACCUCGCUUUCCUGGUGCCAGGAGUGGUUUUGGCUUUGCUCGGGGCCUCCACCCUGGGCUUCGUCACGUACCGGAAGGAAUCCGAGCUGGCUAGCCUGUCCACAGCGCAUACCGACGCUGGGGGCGAGGGCAACGUCUCAAAGAAGGCGAUGCAGGUAAGUACAGGCGCCAACCUGGCCAGGAAGCUGCUCGUGUGUGUUGCCGGAGGAGUUUUACGUGGCUUGAUGAACAUCGGCAUCGGGAAGGCCACGGGCCCGGCCUGUGGCUUGUCGCCCUAUGCCAACCAGACCUACUUCUCCAUCGGCGUGUUCCUGUCCAGCUUGGGCAUGCUGCCGCUGAUCACGGCACUGCCUAUCGAAGGUGGUAAAGGAACGCACCUUCUUCCGGUGCUUCGGACUGCCUCGAGCGUGAGCACAAAGAACCACCUCCUCGCAGCCCUCGGUGGCUUCAUCCACUGCUCUGGCUUCUAUUGCUUCAACUUGGGCAACCGGCCACUUAGCCUCACCGUUGCCUACUGCAUCGGCCAGUCUGCCCCGCUGGUUGCAAUUCUGUGGGGCACCUUCUUCUUCCGUGAGUUUGCGGGAACAAGCCGAAGAGUUUGGGGUCUUGUGCCUCUGGUGUGUUUGCUCUUCUCAACGGCCAUUUCGCUGAUUGCCCUGGCUGGAUGA
This is a messenger RNA of Symbiodinium natans, 984 nucleotides long. Lineage: Eukaryota; Dinophyceae; Suessiales; Symbiodiniaceae. The record is from the annotation of a GenBank genome assembly.